UCUGAUAACGGGCAUUCGUCGAGAGGACGUCUAGUUGCGCGCACAAAUUCUCUUCAAUGAAGUAAAACAGUUUUCCAAAAAAAAAAAGAGUAUGCCAACAGGAAGCAUUGAAUAGUCAGCAAAAAUGCGGUGCGUUAGAAAGAGGCGCGACGCAGGUCUCGCCUCGUAAAGUGGCUCGUAACUCUUAAAAACAGACUCGAUCGAGUGGUUUUGCUCGCCGCACGUGUUCUUGUGUUGUGACCAGCUGCUCGGGAGUAUCCUGGCUUCUAAAUUUUGAGAUUUAUUUGCUGGCGUCGUUUGAAAUGUUGCAGAAAAAACUUUGAAUCUAUGUCAAGAAAAGCAAAGAAAGCAUCUAAAAAUCUUUAUAAAGGACAUACUUUCAAAAGUGCAUAUUUUAAAAACCUGAUAUCGAGGACUAGCCGGUCCUUGAUGAACUCCACAAGUUACAAUCCCUGCGCUCUAACACUUUGUAUUUCGAAAAGCCCUUGUCGCUAUUCAGCCCGUGAUCCAAGAUUAAGACAUUGGUCGCGAGAACUGAUUGUCUCAACGUAGAGCAAUCACCAUUUGGAUUGUGAAUCCAAAUUCUUCUGUGUCAUAAGAUACAGAAAGACUCGAACACGAGUACUUAAAUUCGUACUUAAAAGCGCCUGUCGGCACUAAUGGACACGGAAAGAACCUACGCAAAUGGCAUCCCAGGUAACGAACAAGUUUUCAAGUAUGAACCGAAAGUACCAUCUGAAGAGGAGAAGACUACGUCUCCGUUACUCACCAUAAAUAAUGAUAUCAAAUACAUCGAUUCUGUCAAUGAUGAGAGGCAUGAGCUGCGAGAUGUAGGUAGCUCUAAAAAUGAUCUGAAUAAAAUUAAUUCAGUGAAGACGGAAGAAUCAAAUGACAACCUUUUAACUGUAGCUUUUCACAAGGACGACAGAAGUGAUGAAGAUACAAAAUCAACAAAUGAAAGAGUUAAAUUCUUGGGAUUGGGAGAUGCUGACAGUAUUUGCUCCAGUAAUGCACCGCAAGACCAGGAACCACAAAUACCUGAUGGAGGAUGGGGCUGGGUUGUGGUUGCGGCUUCUUUUCUCAUUGCCACCGUAGCUGAUGGACUCGCUUUUUCAUAUGGAUUGCUGCAAACCAAGUUUGUAGAACAUUUUGAAACGAGUGAAGCGAAGACUUCCCUCAUUGGGAGUUUAUUCAUUUCAGUUCCUUUAAUAGCAGGACCUAUCAUGAGCGCACUAGUAGAUCGAUAUGGAUGCAGAAAUAUGACAAUUCUUGGUGGCUUAUUCUCAACUGUAGGAUUUAUAGCGGCAUCAUAUAGUAAUACUGUAGAAGUCUUGUAUAUAACUUACGGUAUUAUUGCUGGGCUUGGUAUGGGGCUGUUGUACGUAACCGCUGUCGUUUCAAUAGCAUAUUGGUUCGAGAAACGUCGCAAUUUAGCUGUAGGCUUGGGAUCAUGUGGAGUUGGAUUUGGUACAUUUGUAUACUCGCCGUUGACAACAUAUUUACUAAAUGAAUUUGGAUGGAGAGGUACAUUGAUGCUUUUAGCUGGCACAGUACUUAAUGUUUGUGUAUGUGGUGCGGUAAUGAGAGACCCUGAAUGGUUGAUUCUAGAACAGAAAAAAAAUAGGAAAUUAAGUAAAACUAAGAGAGCUUCGAGUUCCACGUCAAUUUCGGCAAGAUCAGGUGGUGGGGAGUCUAUGUAUCCUGAUGCCGAAGAACUUAAGACGAUGGUAAACAGUGGGGCGACUCCUGAACACAUUCUAGCGCAAUUAGUGUCAGCUAUAGCUGAAGCUGAAAAUGUAGAGGCAGUAACCAAAAGAAAUGCUGACAUACAUAAUCAGAAAGUUAGCUCUGUUAUUGAUUUACCAACAUUUUUACAACAAAAUGAAAAGCUUCCACCUGAAGUUUUCAACCAAAUCACUUCUAAUGAACGUCUCUACAACAUCAUUCUACAGAACUAUCCUUCUUUACUUCUUCUAAAAAGCAGUUCAGAAACAAAACUACCAACUGACUCAAAUAAAAAAGCAAAGCUCAAAAAGAAACAAAAGAAAGAUUUUGAUAAGAAGCUAGAAGUGGUCAAAGAGAAACUGUUACAGCCGAUUCCAGAGAAUCGUACUGCUGUUAUUACUCCGAAACAAGCGCGCCAGGACUGGUUUUCCAGGCAGAUUCAAACUGAUCAUCAUUAUCUAAAGGGUAUACGAGUACAUCGAAACUCUAUUAUGCAUCGUGGUGCUAUGAUGAACAUUGCUAAAUACAAAUUACGUGCAUCGUCAUGUCCUGACAUCUAUAAAAACUCCAUGUGGUCUGUGGAAGAUCCGGUAGAAGAGACUUGUUGGAAAAAAUUCAUCCGUAUGAUAAACAAGACAUUUGACUUCAAUAUGUUUACUGAGUUUCACUUCCUCAUGAUGAAUCUAUCCACGUUGGUUUUGUUCAUUUGGUUCAUCGUACCCUAUUUCUAUAUAUCUCCAUUCAUGGUAGAAAAUGGGUACUCUGAAACUCAAGGAUCUCUCAUGUUGGGCAUAUUUGGUGUGGCAACUAUCAUUGGUAUUGUGGGUCUUGGAUGGAUCGGUGAUCUGCCAUGGGUCAAUAUAACUAAAACAUACGCUGCAUGCCUGAUAGCCUGUGGCGGUACAAUCAUCCUCUUCCCCAUUCUGAUUCGCACUGUAGAUGCCAAGGAGACCUACAGUUUUUACAUCUUAGCCAUAAACUCAAUGGUAUUUGGUCUAACAUUCUCCAGUUCAUAUUCUUACACCCCAAGUAUAUUGGUGGAGUUGAUUGCUUUGGAACGAUUUACAAUGGCUUAUGGAUUGGUUUUGCUAAGUCAAGGAGUCGGACAUUUGAUUGGACCGCCUAUAGCUGGAGCUUUAAAAGACAGAACUGGAUAUUGGGACGCGGCGUUCUACGUGGCUGGUAUAUGGGUGAUCGUUUCGGGCUUCCUAGUAGCUGUUAUUCCAUACACAAAGAAUUUCCGCAUAAUCGGAAACGCUCCUUUGGCUAAAGAUGUCGCGGUCGAACCCGAUCCAGGAGUGAGAAUCAUUAUUGCACAUUAAUUAAUUAGAUAAUCUUUGAUUUUGUGACUUAAAUAUUAGUUCUUAGUGUGUGUACGCCUUUAGGAUUGGGUUCAUUUUAAUUUAGUGCCUUUUUACUGUGACAUAAGGAAAGAAAUAGGUUUUAGACAGAUUUUAGAGUGAAUACAAUAUUGUAAAUAACGAACUUCAGGAGCCAGUUUAUUUUGAUAAAACGGCUAUGCAAUUUUUUUUUAAGGUACUUAUUUUUAAUAUUUUAUUUUACUUCAGUGAUAUAAAAUGAGCUGAUUAAUUUUCAAUACAUUUUUAAGAAAUUAUAAUGACAUCAUAGACGAUUGACAUACUUACAUUUAAGAUUAUUAUUAUCUUUUAAAGUUAUAUACCUAUCUAGUUUAAUAACGAGUGAACUGUAGCGAAAUGAAUAUUUUAGGUAUUUUUUUAUUAUUAUAGUUGUAAGUAGCAGGUACUUAUGUUUUCUCUAUAUUUUAAAUUUGUUGUGUCACACGAUAUCUUAAAAUAUUUUUGCACUAAGUAGCUUUAAUUUUCUAGGAGAAAAUAAUAACGAAGGACAUUACAGUAAGACGAAGGUUGCAUGUGGCUAAAGGUUUCAUUGAAUUGUGUAGUAGAAAGUUUUGUAUGUAAUUUCUUGUGAGUUUUUUUAAAUUAAGUUUUGCUGUGAAACUUGACUAGUAAGUGCGGAUGUUUUUUUAAUUAUUUUUUGUAUAGUAGGUAUGCGAAGCGAUAGCGUAGGCAUUUUAAAAAUAUUGGUUUGAAGAAGUUUUGAUAGUAAUUAAUUAUCUAGUAGGUACGUGAUAUGAAACCGGAAGUCAUGAUACCGAUCUACUGUGCCUAAUAAUCCGAAUUGAAGCUGUGCGUAAUCUCUGCCCACCUUUAUAAAAAAUAUUGGAGUAGAUUUUAUAAUAAAAUAAGUUAGUGGUACCUAGUACGUCCUACAUACAAAAACUGUUAUUAAAAAUAUUGUAAAAUAAAUACUGAUAUACAUAUGUAACAUUAUUAUAUUAUUUUAUUAUAUUCAAGUACUAUUUUUACAGAGUGAAUUUUGAAAUUAAUGGAUACUUACUAUUAUACCUAAGUAGGUAUCUAGAUUUUUACAUUAACAUAUUCUUACAGCUAGGUACAAGUUACAACUACUUUAUAUUAGGUAACUAGGUACCUAAAUAAUUACUAUGUAUUUCUAUUUAUAUUUUGUACGAAAUAUAUUUUUCAAAGUAUUGUAGGUAAUUUGUAGUUCGUAAGUUUUCGAAUAUAUACCUAUUAUACUUACCUACUUACUUAUUUAGCAUUUUAAUAUAAAAAAUUAUACAAUAUACAAUAUUUAACCAAGAAUUAUUUCAUUAAAGUUUGGUAUUAAUGCA
Molecule: messenger RNA, 4399 nt
Organism: Maniola jurtina (meadow brown)
Lineage: Eukaryota; Metazoa; Arthropoda; Insecta; Lepidoptera; Nymphalidae
Exons: 8
Coding region: 660-3047 (795 amino acids)
Biological process (GO): monocarboxylic acid transport; transmembrane transport
Molecular function (GO): monocarboxylic acid transmembrane transporter activity
Source: RefSeq, a predicted model, not a curated record